Chondrus crispus (carragheen) is the source of this 408-nucleotide messenger RNA. RefSeq lists its product as hypothetical. NCBI's taxonomy places the organism in Eukaryota, Rhodophyta, Florideophyceae, Gigartinales, Gigartinaceae. Bases 1 to 408 code for a protein of 135 amino acids. The record is from RefSeq and is a predicted model, not a curated record. The transcript has a single exon.
AUGCAUCGGGUCGGUGCAAGGAACGCGCACCGCGCUCGGAACGAGGAUCGCACUGCCCGUCGUGGCAUCCGGCGGAUCGAGAAUUCUCGUCGCGUACGACGAAGCGGUUCUACUGGGCGAGUUCGCAAAGUUUGCUCCCGGUACGGGCAAAUUGCGAAAACGCUUCGCGACGGUCAGCACGGCGCGGAGAUACACAAGGACGUCGCCCUUGCCAACGACGGCACAGGCGAUCGCGACGUGGGGGUGAGAUCUUCCCUACGCAAAACGAUGGCGUGGGGUAGCAACGCCGAAGAGGGAGCUGGCCCCCGAAGCGGGAUAGGCAUAGCAUGGUCAGACGAGGACCCCGUGCGCCCGUUGCUGUUGGGGCAGACGGGACGCGGGACACGGCAGUCGAGGCUUCGAGCGUAG